Messenger RNA from Daucus carota subsp. sativus, 741 nucleotides. RefSeq names its product monothiol glutaredoxin-S10. The record is from RefSeq and is a predicted model, not a curated record. NCBI's taxonomy places the organism in Eukaryota, Viridiplantae, Streptophyta, Magnoliopsida, Apiales, Apiaceae. The transcript has a single exon. The coding region runs from base 272 to 580 and encodes 102 amino acids.
GAGCAUAUUUAUUAUUCAUCUUUAGCAUCUUCAUAUCCAAAUAUCUCAACGAAUUUUCAUUCCAUCUUGUCAAUCCCAUACAUAUUCCCAGAUUAUGAUUCAAACCAACCACCCUCAAGGCAUCAAGCUCUUAUAAAUUCGAGCUCAUAUUUACCAAAGUCUAAGCACACUCAAAUUUAAUACUCUCUCCACCUAGUUCCCCUCUCAUCACAUUUUAAAGAUCAAGUAAGCAACCAUUUUUCUGGUCUAGUAUUCGUUUAUCUUAAAGGUUAUGGAUCGCAUUGCAAAUUUAGGUUCACAAAAGGCGGUAGUGAUCUUUAGCAAGAGUUCAUGUUACAUGUCCCAUGCAAUCAAGCGACUAUUCUAUGAACAAGGAGUGAGUCCUAUGAUUCAUGAGCUCGACCAAGACUCCAGAGGAAAGGAGAUGGAGUACGCGCUUAUGAGGCUAGGGUGCAGCCCUGCGGUGCCAGCUGUGUUCAUUGGAGGGAAAUUUGUAGGCUCUGCAACUACUGUCAUGACUCUUCAUGUCAAUGGCUCACUUAAGAAGUUGCUCAAAGAUGCUGGAGCUCUAUGGCUUUAGCAGCAGUACUUGUGUCGAAGAACUGAUGAUCAUUAAUGUAACACUUGAAGUCAGUUUUAUUUUCUCCUACAUAUACUUGAGAAAAAUGUCCUUUCUUCUACAUGUAAUUGAGCAGAAUGACAUUUUAAAUAUCUGCAUCAGCAGCAUCUUCGAUCCUUAAA